GGCGCGUGCCUGCGUCUUAAAAACUAAGUCUGUCCUUCACGCGCUGCCAUUUAGAAGAUGAAGGGCUCAACUAAAUGCCCCGAUCCGAAAACACGAUGGAACAGACGCACUUCCAAGUGUGAGCAGUGUCCUUUGAAGCCAGGACAUGAAGUUACUCCCCACUGUGGUUUUGAUGAUAACGGAGGUCGACACUUUGGCCCUCAUAAACCGUGCAAACCCGGUACUUUUAAUGAUGGCAGUAGCGCAUACUGCAACCCUUGCGCCUCAUGCAAACUUGGAUUCAGGAUUGUGCAGCCAUGUAACACAACUGUCGACACCAAAUGCGAAGAAACAAGAAACGAGACAACAGACGUUCCAGACAAAGGAGAUGAACCGUCUCAGAUACACCCAACGUUUUUCAGCAACGGCACAACGAAAAAUGGAUUCACUUCAUCCCCACAUGCAGUAACUACAGCACAAGUCCUCUUCGAUGGUCAUGCUCUACCCAGUCAUGUUACACCGUGGUCAGUACCAUUGGCUAUUGUUCUUCCCCUCAUUACACUUGUACUGUUUGCUGCCUGUGUCUUUUACAUGAAGCAGAAAAAAGGUCAAAACACAGCGAUGAGUUACAGCAGAAGAUCACCAUACAUUAAUGCAGGGUUCUCUCCUCUUUCUGCCUCAUCUGCUAAAACUGAUCUGGAUGAAGUUCUGAGUCCUGACAUCCUGUCAGCUCCAUUACAGGCAGUUCUAGACAACCUGGAUGUUUUAGAAGAGCUGGUGAUUCUGUUAGACCCAGAGAGCCAUGGAGUGAAGAACACCAAACAUCUCGCCUCUCACUGCUCCUUCUCCGCCACCUGGAUUACUUACACCUACUCAAUGAAGGACAGUAAAAGCCCCCUGAAGGCUGUGUUGGAGGGACUCACCAGCAAACACCCUGACUGGACAGUGGGCCAUCUUGCCAAGCUGCUCAGACAUAUGGAGCGCAAUGACGCCAUCGCUGUCCUGGCUAAAAUCCAACUGAAUGAGGUUAUUAUGUAGCAUUUCAUCCACCUGUAAAGUCUUUGAUCACUUAUGUUGUUUUUUUUCAUGUGUGAUCAUUUCUGUAAGACUUAAAAAUCUUGAUGUUUACCAAAUUUCAGUACUAUGACAGUUGGCUUGGACUGCUUCCUUGCUAACUUCCUGGCUAAUAUUAACAUUAGCGUUGUUAAAUAAGGCAAAACCUCCCGGCUAAUAGCAGGUAAUGUUUGCUACCAAGUGUUGAUUACUAACGGUAGCUGUUGUUACCAAAGUCAUGACAGCUGUAAAGUGGUGAGACAACAAAUGAGGACAGCUCUAGUUGCAUUAACCAAACAGGAGGUCCUGAAGGAUUGUGUCAGAUUGCUUUGAAGAUUUAUAUAUCAUAUAUCUGACGGUAUAAGCUCCUGUAUACAGCUCCUAAAUGCACUCCAUUUAUUUUUGCACAUGAAGACAUGAAGAAUUAUGGUAUCUCUGUGGCUCUUGAACUUCUUUCUUUCUUUCCUUUGAAGGAUUAAGUAAGAACUUAAAAGAUGGCUUUUAAUUUUGCAUCUUUUUCAUCAUAUUUACCAACGACAACAGGGCAAUAUGACCUGCAGUUAAUUUUCUUCCCUUUAGUAAUGGUAAAAUCAUUUUAUAUUUUGGUCAUUUUCCACCUUAUAAUUAGCAUAUGUAUUGACAUAAACAUUAAGUCGAUGCUCUUCUAGCAAAAAGGCAUAGGAUGAAGCCUUAUUUUUAAUCCCCUUUUACAUUAUUUUAUGCCUGCUUCUUUUGUAUACUGAGCAAUGAAAGAAGGUAACAGAAAAGUAUCGAUGCAUUAUAUAGGCACAAAAAUCUCAUAUACAUUCCAUGUACAUUAGUGUUCAUGCUUCAGUUUUAUAUUUGAGAGCGAUUUUAAUUUUGUUUUGAUCUGUUUGCACUUUUUACUAUCAGUUUCUCAAACAUUUUAUAUAUGACAAACAUAUCUGUUUUACUUUUUUACAUCUUUAUGUUUUUAUGAAUAACAGUUUGCUCUCUCAUUUGAAACAUCAAGCUUGUAAAAUCAAUCAUUUCAAACGUAAUCAUUUUGAGUGCCUGUGAAUUUAUGAAUUAUUUGUUUUGUCAUUUUUAGUUUGUGAUUUCAAUCACUCACUUGUGAAGAAAAUUAAUCAUAUUGGAAUUUUUUUUUUCUAUUUCUCCACACAGUACGUUGGCUCAUGAGUUAAACCUGUUUUGUGUCAAGGCACAUUUGAAAAUCUGAAGAAUCUCAUACCACCCAUGUCAAAAUGUAUUAAUAAAAAUCAUUCCUAUUACUGAGAAUUUGUGUGGUAACAGA
Messenger RNA from Cheilinus undulatus (humphead wrasse), 2308 nucleotides. RefSeq names its product IGF-like family receptor 1 (gene igflr1). Lineage: Eukaryota; Metazoa; Chordata; Actinopteri; Labriformes; Labridae. The record is from RefSeq and is a predicted model, not a curated record. The transcript has 8 exons. Gene Ontology annotation, biological process: signal transduction. The coding region runs from base 58 to 1017 and encodes 319 amino acids. Gene Ontology annotation, molecular function: protein binding.